Messenger RNA from Mangifera indica (mango), 613 nucleotides. RefSeq lists its product as uncharacterized. The transcript has 2 exons. The record is from RefSeq and is a predicted model, not a curated record. The coding region runs from base 30 to 407 and encodes 125 amino acids. Lineage: Eukaryota; Viridiplantae; Streptophyta; Magnoliopsida; Sapindales; Anacardiaceae.
CUCAAGAUAAAAAAAUAAAUCAAAUCAAGAUGGACCUUCUUUCUCCAACGACGGCGACGAUCAAGAUAAACACACCCCUUAGAUCACCGUUUACGCAUUUCCACACAAAUCAACCUCCAUCGUCCAUUUUGUCUCUGCCUCAUCCCCGUCGUCCAUCUCUCCAACUUAUCCAUUUGCCUCCCUCUGCUCCACGUUUCCGUCGUUGCCUCGCCGCUAGCCCCGGACCGCCUCCGUCCGACCCUCAUCCCCAACAAGAUCCCAUCCAGCUCAGUGGCUUCUCCAGACUUCAAGAUCGUAUUCAGAUCUUCCUUGCGGUUCUAUUCUGGAUGUCUCUAUUUUUCUGGGCUUCGGCAUUUGAUAAGAGGAAUAAUGGUAGACGAAACAGGGGAUCAAGAUUUAGAAGAUGACUAGAAGCAUUUAUCCUGUAUAUAUGUAACACUUGAAGCAAUUUUAGGAUUACAUGGGGAAAAUUCAUUGUUGUUUACAUGCAUGGUGAUCAGAAACUUGCUUGACUUCAUCUUCCGUUGGUUCCUGAGGGAUUCGCAUGUGUAACUUGUAGUGAACCAAAUUUUAAACUCUUAAUAAAAUACAAAAUGCUUUUUUGUCGCUAAAA